Drosophila arizonae is the source of this 2546-nucleotide messenger RNA. RefSeq lists its product as uncharacterized. Gene Ontology annotation, cellular component: plasma membrane. The record is from RefSeq and is a predicted model, not a curated record. NCBI's taxonomy places the organism in Eukaryota, Metazoa, Arthropoda, Insecta, Diptera, Drosophilidae. Gene Ontology annotation, biological process: Ras protein signal transduction. Gene Ontology annotation, molecular function: guanyl-nucleotide exchange factor activity.
UAAUUUAUAAUAAUCCAAGGUUUUCAAGUACAAUAAUAAAGAGUUGCCGGAUUCUUAAAGCAGUGACCGUUAUGAAUAUCCACAACAGCUGGCAGCUGCAGUCAAGAGUCGAUUGACACAAUAAACGUAAAUUUGUAACAAGAAAAAAAAAAUUAAUAGCGAGAAAUGCUCUUUCCAACCGAUUGCGCCUAAAGUGCAGAGAUGCCUGAAAGGAAAAACUCAGCUCGACGCCAAUGACAUGUGAUUGCGCACGCACCUGACUGAAUUUAGCUACGUGCAGCGUAAGAUAGGAUUGCCUGAAUUCGAAAUUCGCAGCAGCGACAGGCUGCCUGGUGCGCUGGGCGUGCUUGUGCAUUGAAUUCGCGCAUCGCCCGAACCCAAUUGCACGGAGCCAAAGCCGGAGGCAGUCCCACAGCAAACACACAUGACCGUGCUACGGGCGGCACCAAGAACGUGACACAUGGCGAUGUACUUUUAUGCCAAUAAGAUAUCGGCCAUUGUCUGCGGCGCGCGUUGCAAGCAAGCCGUGCUGCAAAAGUCGCGUGGAUCGCGGGAUCGAGACAAGGACAAAUGCCGGCGACAUCGCCAUCGACAUCGGAGCAGACGACGCACCAGCCGCUGCCCAGAGAGCAGCUCCGACAGCGAGACGAGCGCCGACGACGGCUGCUGUGGCCACGACAACGUCCUGGACGAUGCCACAGCUCAGCCAGAUGUGGGCAUUUUCCUGCUCAAUGCCAGCAGCGCGAAUGCAGAGGCCGCACAGCUCGGCCUCGAGCUGGGCUUCACCAACGAGGGCAUGCGUCUGCGGCGUCGCCACAGCGCCGAGCAGCUGAACGCACACGAUUUGGAGCUGGGACUGCAGCAGUUCAAGCUCGCAGCAAAGGAUGACCCCGUUCAGUAUGAUGUGCCCAAAAAUACGCACAAGCGCAGCCAAUGUGAUAUCAACUUUGAGAGUUCUGUUUUGGGUGCCGGCGGCAUCAUGUAUAUAAAUGGUAAAAUUGUUUCCGGCCCACUUGAAUCAUUCCCCGAGGUGCUCAAUCCCAAAAAUGUCAUGGACUUAGAUAAGGAAUUUCUGUUCUCAUUUUUAUUGUCGUCACGUCUGUUUAUGCGGCCUCACGAGUUGCUCGGCAAACUGCUGGCCUCGGUGGCCGAGGGCAAGUGUUUGGAGACGUUGGUCGCCCUGUUGGCCGAGUGGACGCAGAAGUUCCCAUACGAUUAUCGUGACGAGCGCAUGAUGAAUCAUGUAAAACAUAUCGUUGCUAGAUGUUCCAAUUCACAUUUAGAAGCCAUAGUCUCCCAAGUACUAAGUGCCUUACUUCAACGUUUGACUGAUUUAGAGCAGCACGAGGCCGAUCUGCGUGCCUGCCAGACCAACAGUGACAAGGUCGUUGCACCAAUCAACUGCCCCACAGCCACUCAAUAUGCACAAAUAUUGUGCCGACUGGAAAAGAAGCUGGCCAAGCACAUUGGCCCAGAGGAGUUUGUGCAGUGCAGCAGCAUGGUGCUGUUGGAUAAGCAGAAAAAAUGGGACCAACCUAUCUCCUCGGGCGGACCACCGGGUGUCCAGGACCCGAAGAAGACCUGUAAUCUGGAAACGUAUCUGGACUGGUCGGCACGUCUGCGCCUGUUCGUCUGCAACGAGAUACUGCAGUGCACCGGAAUUGAGGACCGCAGCCGUACGGUUGAGCUCUGGAGCGGCGUUGCCCAGUACUGUCUGCUCGUGGGCAAUUACAACAGCGCCACGGCCAUCUUGGAGUCACUCGAAUCACCUGCCAUAGCGAGACUUAAAAUAACGUGGAGCAAAUUGCAAGUGACAUGUCAACAAUUGGAUUGCAUGCAACGGCAUGCCGAGGGACACGGGCAUUUAUGGCAGAAGCAGGCAAUCGUUCUAAAUGAGCAGCAGCAAAGUCUAAAGACUGAUAAGCAGCCUAGGGCCGCAUCAUCAACAUCAUCAUCAUCGAUAGCGAAAAACUCAUCAACAACAUCAUCGGCAGCAGUGGAAGUAGCAGCAGCACCGACAACAACAACAAUGAGCCCCUCCAUCCCCUCGACAUCCGGUGCUCUGGAAGAUUUGGUUGAGCAGCCAUCGACAAGUGCCAGUGGGCAGCCAGUUGGCAUAACAGGCAUUUCCGGUUUCAAUGCAAUGCCAGCGUCAUUGGAGAAGGCGUCGCUAGAGGUGCCCACGGCUGGCAGCAGCAGCAGCAGCAACAAUCUAGAGGCAGCCACAGCCACACCUACACCAACAGCAGCAGCAGCAGCAGCCCCAACUAUUUGUGGCAAGCCCAAUGAUUGGGUUGUUAUUCCAGUGUUUGCGGAUAUUGUUAAAUUGGCGCUGGCCGAACGGGAAAACUGUUUGCAAUGCUUACCGAAUGGCCACAUCAAUGUGAUUGCCUUCGAUCGAAUGGCGGCCAUUGUCGGCGCCUUUACCAAGCACAUGCAGGCAAUGAAAUCGACACAGGCGCCAUCUAGCGGCGAGUACGAGCACUUCUGCACCCAUAUGCAGCGAACUACGAAACUUAGUGAAGCGGGUAAGUAAUAUUGUAAAU